GGAACCAUGGGAUCUUGAUCGGGCAUAUCAUCCAAUCCCCCACCAUCCGCUUUAAGUGCAAGAUGGUGAAAUUUUCUAUUUUAAAUAUCAAAUCUUCCAACCCAAAUAUCCAAUCUCUCCAAUUUUCAAUCUAUUGCUGCUACUAUAUGCCAGAUAACACGUAUAUUCUACGUAUCUGAUUGAGGACUAGCCUUAAUCGAAAGUUCUCUCGUGAUCGGGAGGGGUAAUUAACUAUAGGGGCUUGCGCCUAUAGGAAACCAGAACUCAGAUCAUAAAGUCCUCGCAUAAUGAGGGCGAAAUCUCUGAAUAGUGUCUUAUCUACAAACACAUCUGCCUUCCAAAAUUUAUCUCAGAACUUAACAGUUAAAACUCCAUCGCCGAAUAAAUAGGAGAAAAAGCAAGUGGGCGGAGGCCGGGGCCGAAUUUUCGGAGCCCACAAAAGUCUUAGUGAGUUUGAGUCUCACCUGGCAAAAACUAUACAGACGUUUCACUCCACCUCAUGUGAAUGAAUGGAUGUCAAUCUCAAUCUUAUUUGAUAUAUAAGAAAUUGCCCCUGGUAAUUUGAUAGGAAAUACUUGAGUUCGCAAGUAAUCCAAGGGGAAAUAGUUGAGUUUGCGAGCAACCAUAGCAAUAAUUGGCCCAAAACAUUGAGAAAACAAGAAAAAUAUAGAUGAAAUCAAACUAAGAGUGAUAGAUUGUGAUAGAAGAAUCAAAACAAACAAACUCCAAGCAAGAUACAAUUGAUCGUCUAUUCAAGAGGAGGAUCGUCUCUACCAUCUCUAGAUUGUGGAUCUAGAGCUCAAGACACCAAGGAGAUUCUAAGAGAACAACUCAAAUCAUGCAUAACCCUAACCCUAAACAAACCAUAUUAUUAAUACAUUAAUUCCCUAAUUCAAACAUCCAAAAUUCAAAAUUUCUCUCUCUCCCAAGCUGCCCAAUCCUCUCUUCUUAAUUUCCUCCUAAUGGGGCCCGCUAGAUUGGGCUGCAAAAGAACCAAGGAAGGCGGCACUUAUCCGCCUCCUGUAAACCUAAGCCAAGGUUGAACCGGCCUAACAAUACCGCCCUCCUGAAGAAUCACCUUAUCCUCAAGGUGAAAAUUAGGAAACUGUUGUUUCACCCUCUCGUAUGGUUCGCAUGUGGCAUCAUACUCAGGCAUAUUCUUCCACUUUAUUAGCACUUCCUUAGCUCCAUCUUCUUUUUGGUGAACCCCCAUCAACUCUAAGGGUUUUAGAAUUACCUCUAAAUCCUCAGUAAGUGUUGUCGGUAACUCCGAGUUGGCUGUAUAAUUUCCAAUGGCUCUUUUCAAUUGCGAUACAUGGAAAAUCAUAUGUAUAGUCAUCGUUGGUGGUAGUUUCAGCCGAUAUGCUACCGCUCUAAUCUUCUCCAAUACUUCAUAAGGUUCAAAGUACCUUGGAGCAAACUUCUCAUUCCUCCUGUUGGUGACUAUCUUCUGUCUGUAUGGUUAGAGCUUCAAGAAUACCCUCUCCCCCACUUCGAAUUGGAUGUCCUUCAUAUGCCCAACAGCUUGUUUCUUCAUAAUCUGUUGAGCUCUCAUUAGAUAUCUCUUCGACUCCUCUGGCACUCUAUCCCUCUCCCCCAAGUACUCCUCCACUAAAGAAAUUAGAAUACUGUUAUUCCCAAAGUGCACAAAGUGAGGAGAAUCCCUUCCAUACAACACCUUAAAUGGGGUCAUUUGAGAAGCAGAAGGAAAAGAGGUGUUGUACCAGUACUCAGCCCAUGAUAGCCACUUGGCCCAUAACCUGGGUGUCUCCGACACAAAGCAUCUCAAGUAGGUCUCCAAGCUCCUGUUGACCACUUCCGUUUGGCCAUCCAUAUGUGGGUGGUAAGCGAUGCUCCUCUUCAGAACUGUCCCCUGUAAUAUGAACAAGUCCCUCCAAAAGUGGCUGAGAAACACAAUAUCUCUAUAUGGAUACUAUCGCCUAUGGUACUCCAUACAAUCUGACCACCUCUCUGAUGAAAGCUGAAGCUACUGUUACUACCGUGUAUGGAUGUCGUAGGGGAAUAAAAUGAGCAUAUUUACUCAAUCUAUCUACCAUGACCAAGAUUAUUGUGAAUCCCUCAGAACGUGACAGCCCAUAUAUGAAGUCCAUAGACACCUCCUCCCAAACUCAUCCUGGUACGGCCAACGGCUGUAAUAGUCCUCCUUGUGAUAUAGUCAAAUACUUGUUUCUUUUACAGACCUUGCAUCUAGCUACCAUCUCCUCCACAUCCUUAUGCAUCCCCUUACAGUACAGCUCCGUCGCAAUCCUCCUGUAGGUAUUUAGCACCCCUGAGUGACUUCCAAUUGCACCUCAUGGAACUCCUGAAGCAUGUAUGGAAUGUGGAUUGAUGUCUUGGGCAUUACAAACCUCCCUUGGUACAAAAGUCUCUCCCCUUAAAGUGAGUACCCCGGGUGACUACUUCAUUCCUUUAGUAAUUUGACCUUGAUCCUGCCCAACUCCUCAUCCCUAGCACUCUCCUCUUUGAUGGCCUCCCAAUCUAACAUCAUUGGGAUGGAUACUUCCAUUGUCUACAGGUCUCCCAUGCAUCUGGAAAAGGCAUUUUUCACCUUGUUCUCCACUCCGGGCCUAUACUGAAUCUCAAAAUCACACCCCAGCAACUUGGACAGUCAACUCUGAUGCUCCUCUAUCAUCAUUCGUUGUUCCAGCAAGUAUUUCACCGCUGAUCGAUCCUGAUAAUGAAAUGCCUCCCUAGAAGGUAGGCUACCACUUUUGGAUGGCCAAAACGAUGGCCAUCAACUCCCUUUCAUAAACUGACUUUAGCCUGCCUCUAACAAUCAACACCUAGCUGAAGUAGGCAAUGGGUCGACGAUUCUGCAUAAGUAUUGCCCCCAGUAUGUACCCUGAAGCGACUGUCCCCACUAUAAAGAUCUGAGUGAAAUCUGGCAAAGCUAGGGCCGAUUUUGUAGUCAUAGCCUUUUUCAAGCUCUCAAAUGUUGAUGUGGCCACCUCCCCCCAUAGAAAAUCGUUCUUCUUCAACUACUCAGUGAGUGUCCAUGCUAUGGUGUUGUAUCCCUUUACAAACAUUUUGUAGUAACCUGUCAGUCCUAGAAAUCUCCUCAACUCCUUCAGAUUUUUAGGCACUGGCUAUUUCAGCAUUGCCUCAAAUUUGAACUGAUUUAAUGUCACCCUCUCUUUUGAUACAACAUGGCCAAAGUACUCUACAUUGGCUUGUGCGAAGCAGCACUUCUUCAAGUUGACUCGCAACUGAUGCUCCCGCAAUACCUCAAACACCUUCAAAUGCUCCCAGUGCUCCUCUUCUGUCCUGCUGUAGACUAGGAUUUCAUCAAAGAAUACCAAUACAAAUUGUCUGAGAUAAGGUUUGAAAACCUUAUUCAUAAGUGCCUAGAAAGUGGUUGGAGCAUUGGUGAGGCCAAAAGGCAUCACCAGGAACUCAUAGUGUCACUCGUAAGUUUUGAAGGCAGUCUUGGCCACAUCCUCCUCUUUCAUUCUGAUCUGAUGGUAUCCUGAUUUUAGUUCUAUUUUGUUGAAGAUCACUGCUCCACUCAAUUCAUCUAACAGCUCGUCUAUAACUGGUAUGGGAAACUUGUCAGGUACAGUUUCCUUGUUGAGCGCCCAGAAGUUCACAAAGAAUCGUCAGUUGUUGUCUUUCUUCUUCACCAAUAUAAUAGGACUAUAAAAGGGACUAAUGCUGGGUCGAAUGAUUCUUGCCUCCAGCAUCUCUCUAAUCAACUUUUCAAUUUCAUCAUUUUGAAACUAAUUGUAGCGAUAGGGUCGUACGCUGAUGGGUGACACACCCUCUCUCAAAAUGAUGGCAUGCUCAUGUUCCCUCGAUGGUAGCAAUCCUUGAGGUGGCUGAAACAUCUCUUGGAAUUGUUGAAUCAGCGACUGUAUGGAGAGGGAUAUGUCCCCUCCCUCUUCCAAUCUAGCUUCCUACAAACUGUGCAACUCCAUUAAAUAUCCUCCACCCACCAACUGUAAAUUCCUCGCCAUAGUUUUAAGAGAAACCAUUGAUUUGGGAGGGCGGUAUAGUUAGGCCGAUUCAGCCUGAAUUGGCCCAGUCGGCCUCAGAUUUAUAGGAGGCGGACAAGUGCAGCCUCCCUUGAUUCUUUUGCCGCCCAAGCUAGUGGGCCCCACAAGGAGGAAAUUAAGGAGAGAGGGUUGGGCGGCUAGGGGGAGAGAUAAAUUUUGAAUUUUGAACGUUUGAAUUAGGGAAUUAAUGUAUUAAUAGUAUCAUUUGUUUAGGGUUAGGGUUAUGCGUGAUUUGAGUUGUUCUCUUAGAGUCUCCUUGGUGUCUUGGGCCCUAGAUCCACAAGCUAGAGAUUUGGGAGAGACGGUCCUCCUCUCAAAUAAAUGAUCAAUUUUAUCUUGUUGUUUUCUUCUGAUCUAUUUGAUGCUUGGAGGGAAAAUUCAAAUGAAUGGGUUGUUUUGGCAUUUGCAUUAAUUUUUAUGCUUUAAGUAAUUGUCUAACCUAGUGUUAGGGUUAUGUUUUGAUUUGGCUGAAUUUGAGUUUCCUAAAGGUAGAGAGGGCUCUAGUUCGUGGUUAGGGUUUGGGAGAGCUGGAUCUUCCUCUCCAAUUAAAGAUUUAAUUGUAUCUUGUCUUUCUUUCAUAGUUACUUCAAUCAAAAGGGGUUUUAUUUCUGGAAGAAUUGAAGUCAACGGUGGAGCAGCCACCCACCCCCAUAGCCAAACAACACUUAAAAAGCCAAUAUUAACUCAAAAAUGAAAAAUGAAUACACUUGUUCCGCUUAAUUUUUUAAUGUUUCCUAUAAAUAAAUUUUUUAAGUUUCCUAUCAAUCUUUGUAUUUUCCUGAGACUAAGAUCAGAAUCUUAUCACUAUUCCUAAGUGGCAAAUUCACUCUUCCCCUUUUACUAGCACCCUCCCGAUUGAAGAAAAUAGGCAUAUUUGUGCAUACAGGACUAACAGAAGCUAUACUGAUUAUUAAAACUAAAAGAAACAAGAUAAAAAUGAAGAAUAAGAAAGCAUAAAGAUCAACAAUUUCCGGUUGAAGUAAGGUCAAGGGUGGAGCCAACUCUUAUAAAGUCAACAUAACGCAAUAACAAAUACAGUCAUUAACCCGCUCAAUUUUUUAAAGCUUCCUACUAUUUUUUUUUUUUUUUUUUUUAUGUUUCUUUACAAUUUUUGUAUGUUCCUGAGAUUAAUAUCAGAAUCUGGGAUUCCAAAAAUUACCACCAUUCCUAGUAGGCAUCAUCAUUCUCCCCCUCUACAAAAGAACGACUUUAUUAAAAACAUCAAGUUACUAAAUCUGCUUCCUCAAUGACUUGAAAUGGACAUGACUUCACUUCUCUCUUCUGAUGGAAGAAAGUAGGCAUAAGUUUUCCUUCACCAUCAUCAUUAACCGAUCAAAGACACAAGACAGGCUUCCCUAAUUUCGCUGUUGUAGUGCAGCUUGAUUAUGAUCUCCACAAAGAAACCAAUGCCAACAAAAGAACACCCAAAAGCUCAGACAAGUCGCAAUUCUUUCCAUGAAAUACUUGCAUAACUGCUUCCAUGACUUCAACAAGCCCCUUAUUUUUAGGUAAUUGUUUUCAUGCUAGUCGAGCUAAAUUUUGGUGCCUGUCUUAACUCUCAAAAUGGUAAGACAAUACAUUUGAAGCAUCGCAUAAUUAGCUUCAAAAUAUUUACAUCUGAUGGAGCUUUUCUAAUAAAAACUGUACUAAAGUCAAAAGGACCUGAGGUGAUACGAGACGGUGCCCUAGCCGCCUCCCCCUUCCCGUGACUUUGAGUUCCCCUCCUUUUUCUCCUGGCCGCCACCGGCCUUCCGCCGGUGGCCAUCAUGGAUCAGCUGGGUCAGCUUGACGCCAGCCUUUUCCCCCCUUUGGUAAACUCUUUGGCCACUUCUUCUAACCCUAAGUCUCCUCUUCGUCGUGUGUUAGACCGUCUCUGGUCUAAUAUCAUAGCUGAGCCAGCUCCUUCCUCUCCACAUAUCCCUGUUUCUCUCAUCGAAACUCCAGAGGAGAUCAUCCCGUUUAACAAAGAAUUUACCGAUGUUGCUGCUGCAGAAUGGAAUCUCUGCCUUGUCGGGUAUUCGAUUGGUAAGAGGCCUUACUAUGAAGCCCUUAAGGAAACAUCUAAGCGUAUUUGGAAGCUUAAAGGUACAUUUCAACUCAUAGCUCUUGCAGAUGGGUUCUUUCUCUUCAAAUUUUCGUUGCUGGAAGAUUUCGAUAUGGUUUGGUCAAAAGGUGCGUGGUUUUUUCAUGGAAAGCCAUUUAUUUUCCAAAAGUGGACCAAAAACUUUCAUCCUACCAGGGAAAAUUUUACAUCGGUGAUGAUUUGGGUUAGGGUGCAUAAUUUGCCCUUAGUAUGUUGGAAUUCGGAAGGAAUUUCCAAAAUAGCUUCUAAAAUAGGUAUUCUGAUUGUUGUUGAUGCCUUAACUGCUACUAAAACUAGAUUAACUUAUGCUAGAAUUUGCAUACAAGUUUCUACUUCUCUUUUUCUGGAUACAUUGGUUGUGUCUAUAGAAGGGGAGGUUAUCAAUCUUCAGGUCCAAUAUGAAUGGAAGCCUACACCGUGCACCUCCUGUGCCUCUCUAGCUCACUCCUCUACUCAAUGCCCUUCAUCUCAACAUACUGAGAAAAAUGAGAUAACACAGUUUAGGGGGCGUGGUACCUCUCGUAAUCCUCAUAAGAAAUCCCAAAUGCGCCCUGGCUCUUCAACUCAGAGGUAUGCCCCUGUUAUUAAUCCAGCUUCCACCCCUAUUACUCAAGCAGCCUCCACCUCUGUGCUUUCCAUGGUUCCCUCACAAGUUGAUAUUCCCCCUAUAGCUCCUCCUAAAGUCCCUCCUUCUGCUGUUUCUGCAGUGGUAAACGUUGAGCAUCCUGUGCUCACGGCUUCCCUGCAGAAAGAGGUUCCCCCACCCAUCAUAGCUGAGACUAUUAUCCCAGAAUUCACUGAAGCUUCUGCUUCUGACAGUUUAAAAAUUUCCAAUCUCAACUCACCUACUGAUGAAGGUUUAGGAGAUACGGAUAAUUUGAAAUUUCCUUCUCUAAAACCCCCCAAUAUACAGACUAACAACAAGUAUUCGUACCUUCAGGGAUCGGAGGAUUUAGCCUUUCUGGCUCUGAAAAUGACAGCUCCUCUUUUUCGGAACCUAUAACAAAUAUCAAAGAGAAGAAAAAAAUUUCACCCCAAC
This is a messenger RNA of Dendrobium catenatum, 7135 nucleotides long. RefSeq lists its product as uncharacterized. Bases 5780 to 7099 code for a protein of 439 amino acids. The transcript has a single exon. The record is from RefSeq and is a predicted model, not a curated record. Lineage: Eukaryota; Viridiplantae; Streptophyta; Magnoliopsida; Asparagales; Orchidaceae.